CUCAAUUCUUAUACAGGUGUUCAAAUACAUACAGUAUAUUACCACAUACCUCCAAUACAAUCUAAUUUCUAAUUCUAUUAAAUAAUCUACAAACAAACAAUGUCUCUUUCCGGAAAAGUCUUCAAGUUGUCCGAUGGUAACACUAUCCCAGCCAUUGGUUAUGGUACUGGUACCAAAUGGUUUAAGUUGGGUAGAAAUGAAAUUGAUGAAAACUUGGUUAACACUCUUGUUACUGCACUUAGUGUAGGCGCCACUCACAUUGACGGUGCUGAAGUCUACAACACUGACCAAGAAAUUGGUCUUGCAAUUAAGAAAUCCGGUCUCAAGAGAGAAGACAUUUAUCUUACUGAUAAGUAUUUUGCUGGUGACUCUUCUUAUACUGCUCAUUCGAAAGAAGCUAACCCAUAUGAGUCCUUGAAGGCUUCAUUGAAGAGAUUCCAAGUGGACUACGUUGACUUGUAUCUUUUACACGCACCAUUCAUCAAGGAAGAAUCUCAUGGAUUUUCUUUGGAACAAGCUUGGGCUUAUGUUGAAAAAUUGAAAGAUGAAGGAUUAGCCAAGAGCAUUGGUGUUUCUAACUUCUCCAAGGAGGACCUUGACCGUAUUUUGAAGGUUGCCAAGCAUAAGCCAACUGUCAACCAGAUCGAAUAUAAUGCCUAUUUGCAAGAACAAACUCCAGGAAUUGUUGAAUACUCUCAACAACAAGGGCUCUUGGUGGAAGCUUACAGUCCUCUUGGUCCUAUCAUUAAGGGUAAGCCAGGUCCAUUGGAUGGUCCAUUGGCCGAAUUAGCCAAGAAGUACGGUAAGGACGAAGGACAAGUCUUGCUUCGUUGGGUCUUACAAAAUGGAGUUUUACCUGUAACCACCUCAGCAAACAAGGAAAGAAUCCAAGGACUGUUGGAUGUAUUUGACUUUGAACUUACAAAGGAAGAAGUUGAAGAGAUUUCUAAACUUGGGAAGGAAAAGAAAUUGAGACAAUACUGGACCAAGGAAUACAACUAGAGUAGGU
Messenger RNA from [Candida] anglica, 1009 nucleotides. NCBI's taxonomy places the organism in Eukaryota, Fungi, Ascomycota, Pichiomycetes, Serinales, Debaryomycetaceae. The record is from the annotation of a GenBank genome assembly.